CUUUGUAUCCAUCCACAGACUUUAAUCAUCACCACGCCGCUUUUGCACAUGUUAGCAUUCAGUCGAAUAAUAAUUAUAUAAAAUGAGUUAGUUAAAUAUAUAUAACUUCACUGAGCUGUCUUCCGGUCAAAUUGCGAUGGCCUCAUUUUUCAAAUUGCGACGCACCAACUAUAAUUAAUCACUUUCCGAGCCUCAACUGCGCCAUUAUUGCCAUCUUUACUAAAGCUCUCUAGCAAGGUCAAAAGGCAACAGAAAGGGCAAAACAAAAAGGAAGUGGGGGAAAAAAGGACAAAAAAAUGUCCAAGUUCAUCUUGAGCUCGAGCAACCAAUUCGUACAGGCCACAACCGACACCAUCUACGUCUGGGAUUUCGGCGGCGACCUCAACUCCUACUUUUUCAAACCGGAGCGCACCACAUGGAAAGUGGUGGCCACCGUCCGGAGCACGCCGCCGCCGUCAGCCGGAACCCUGCAGGUCCCGAACUUCACGGGACUGGAGAUCUUCGGCACCGUACUGAGUGGAGCCAACCUGGUGAAGCUGGCAACCAACCUCUACUCGCUGCAGCUGUUCGCCAACCGCGAGGGCUAUGCGCUCGUGUAUUACAACUCCGACGGAAGCAAAGAUUACAAAGCAGGCACUGGUUCGGUGUGGAAGCUCAAUGAGCUGUACGACUGGAACUACCUUGGGGUCAAACAGGUCACCACCUGGACGUGGGACCGCUUCAGCAUGGCCAACGCCGGCGUCCUCAUUGCCUACAAGUCCGAGGUUGAUCAGUGGAAGAAGCAGGUGAGCGAGAAAGACAAAGAGAUUGCGAAACUGAAAGCUGCGGCAGCGGGGGCGUCGGACGAGAGCCUGUCUGCGGAUGGAAUAGUGGCGGAACUGAGGAAGGACAUAGAGGAGCAGAACAAACAGUUGGAGGAAGCGUACAAGGAGGUCGACGAGCUUAAUAAGCAACUGAAGCAGAAGAAGGAAGAAGUUGCUGCCAAGGAUAAAGAGAUUCAGGCUUUGAAAGCAUCAUCUGGUGGCGCUAAAUGAAGGUUUUGGAUGUCAUGAACUCGAUCGUCCGUGGAAUUAACAUUGUCGGAGUACUGUGUUUUUUUGCAUAAAAUUUUUAUCAAGCUGUUUAAUUUUUGUUAAGUUAAUUAUGGGAAUCAAGCUAAGAUCAUGAUUGCAAUUUUCAUUCAGUGGAUUUGGGAUUAAUAAAUGGACAUUUGGUUU
Messenger RNA from Linum trigynum, 1217 nucleotides. The record is from the annotation of a GenBank genome assembly. NCBI's taxonomy places the organism in Eukaryota, Viridiplantae, Streptophyta, Magnoliopsida, Malpighiales, Linaceae.